AAAACAAGGCCCUAUAUUUAUUUGAAUUCAAAUUAAAAAAAAGGGGCCCCCCCAAUAUAAAAUAAUGCUCAAAAAUGAGUUGGUUCGACGCAGGAGCCCUUGCCAACAUAGCGAAAUCGGCCCUGAAGGAGGCCCAAAAAACUAUCGACAAAGCGCUGGACAUUAAAGAGGAAACCGAACAAAAUAUGCAAGCGGACAGCGUUUGGGGCAGCUUCACUGGUUCCUUCUUUGUCGACCAAAACGAUUCUUUGGACUUUAGUACCAGCAAAUUAGUGGUACAAGAGGAGGAAAAUGAAGACGCUUGCAUUACACACUCAGACUCUGUAGAAAUUUUAGGCGACAGUUCAAUUGAAAUCAUUAGUACCGACGAAAGUACCACCCAACAAUUAACUGACGAGUUUGUUUCGCCUUUAGAUUCUCCAAUUGUUGUAGAUGGCAAAUUAAGUUCACCUGAAAGUGUGGAAAUAAUUCCAGAAAACCAAGAAGAAACCAGCAUUGCUGACGAUACAAUGUCGUGUACUUCAAUUUCUGAAACUACCGUGCUAGAUUUGACUCAGAAAAUGCUAUAUAAUGAAUCAGUUGAAGCUAUUACGAGAGCGCCAGGUCGCAGCAUGCAUUUAGCUUUAAUAGAUGAGAAAACCAACAUAAUCGAUAUUCCUUUGCUAGACAGCUCAGAUGGUUCAAUAUCGGAUAAAACCCUGGUAGAUGUUCAAAUUGUAGAGGGCAGCAGCAGCGAUACUGCAAGUACUACUACAGAUGUCAGCAGCAAUUCUACUUAUUUGAAAAAGAUGCUCGCGGAUGCAAUGGCCGAAAAAUCUAGUCAAUCCGAUCUAGUCAAAAUAGGUUCGGACCAUACGUCGUGCGACGAACUCGAAACCACUACGUCAUCGGACAUUGAAAUCAUUUCUAGUCCUAACGGGGACUCUAGCAGCACUCAGAGCAGGCAAAGCCCCAUCAAAAAACCCGAAUUGUCCAGUGACGAUUCAUGUGACAUUAAUAAACUGUUGAGACGAAUAGCCGAAAUGACUGACAUCUUGGAAUCAAGAGAAUCGAAACUAAUUGAAACAAACAGGCGUAACGCAGAGCUGCAAGAGCAAAACUCGGACCUCAAAAACCAAUUAAAUUGCCUCCUGCAACAGCAACAAGACAUAGAUUUGAGUCAAGUGACCGAAGAAUACACGCAAAGAUUGUCAGCUUUGGAAAAAAAAUUCCAACAAGCCUUGCGGGAAAAAGAUGUUUUGAAAAAGCAGCUGGAACAAGCCAAAUUGGAUGUGGCCGCUCGUUUGAGCAAAAACGAGCUGGAAUCGGCCGUGGCAGACAAAGAGGAAGUUAUCAGAGAGUUGCGGCAAGAGGGAGAGAAACUAUCCAAGCAACAGUUGCAGCAUGGAAACAUUAUAAAGAAGCUGAGGGCAAAAGAAAAGGAACACGAGGCGACAAUUAAGACUUUAAGGGAAGCUAACGAAAAUCUAACAACCGAAACAGACAGGCUAAAAAAAUCCUUGUCAGCCAAAGAUCGAAGCCGUACACAAUCUGACCCAAAAACACAAAAAACUCGAAGCCGAACUACUGAAAACCAAAAGCCAACUGGAAGAUUUAACCCAAAAACAUUCCACAACCAAAAAAUCACUGGAAGCAGCCAAACAAGAGCUACAAGAACAGACCAAAAGCUGCUCCGAACUACAAAGCAAACAACUCCUGCUCCAAAACUUAGAAGACGAAAAAAAAAUGACGCAGUCGCAAAACCUCGAAGUAAUCGAGCAGCUGGAUUUGUUGCGCAAACGCCUCGCUCAGACCGAACAAGAAAGCGCCCUCCACACUCAGAAACUCAAACUAGAAAACACCGACUUACUCAGACGCUUAGAAGAAGCUGAAACCCGCAACGAAGAACUGUCUCAGACUAUUUUAGACGUAAGCAAACCAUUGGUCAGACAAUUUGAAACAUUACAAGCUACGCAUAAUAUGAAAAUGGCCAACUAUGAAAAACUUGAGGGUGAUUUGUUAUUAAAAAUUGGAGACUUAAAAAGUAAAAAUCAGCAACUUUUAAGCAGCGAAAGAGUUGUCAAAGAAGAGUGCGUUUGUCUGAGGUCUAAGUUGGCUGAACUAGAAGGACAACUUGGUACGGUGAAGCACCAAGCUGAACUGAAUCAGAUGCAGUUGGAGCAAGCUAGAACUGAACAAGUGAUUCUAGAGCAAGAUUUGAAAAGUAAAAUUAAGCAACAAGCAGACCUAAUCCUUGACAAAGACAAAGAAAUUCAGCAGUUAAAGCAACAACUGGCUAUUGACUAUGAAAAACAGCAACAAGACAGUCCUACAAUGGUUGACAGAAGUUCGCCUUCUUCGCCGACUCUUAGUUUAGGCAAAGUGUCAGUUUCUGAGUCGUUGAGUGGUAGUUUUUGGUCACAGGAUGAACCUUUUGAAGCCACGCACGCACCCCGCUACACCAACAUGUUUGAAAUGCAAAUGCUACAAUCCACAUUAAAACAACGCGAAGGCGAACUGCAACAGGCCCAAUGGGAACUAAACAGGCGCGAACAGGAACGCUCCCUGCUCAAUUUGGAAAUUUCCAAAUUAAUUAACAGAAUUGAGGAGCUGGAAGUUGUAGAUAAAAACUACAACCAAAUAAAAUUGCAGCUAACCGAGUUGCAAAAACAAUAUGACACUUUAUGCCAGCUAUUUGGAGAAAAAGUGGAGGAAACUGAGGAAUUGAAGUUGGAUUUGGAGGAUGUUAAAGACAUGUAUAAAAGUCAAAUUGAUGAAUUGUUAAGGCAACAACUGUGAUAAAUGGAAAUUGUAUUUAUUCUAAAAUUAAAUAAAAUCACACUGUAUUAUUUGUUGGUUGCGAUUGAGGUGGUGUUUGUCUUGUUACUAUAUUAAUAGCGUUGGCCAUGACUUGUUUCCUAAGAAAAUCUGACGUCAUAGUGCCAAAACUGUCCUUGUUGCCCAUUUUGCAACGAAUAUAACCGUGCAAAUUGGCACCAUUUAGCAUUAAGGCAAUUAACACAACUA
This is a messenger RNA of Ceutorhynchus assimilis (cabbage seed weevil), 3006 nucleotides long. The record is from the annotation of a GenBank genome assembly. NCBI's taxonomy places the organism in Eukaryota, Metazoa, Arthropoda, Insecta, Coleoptera, Curculionidae.